Messenger RNA from Bradysia coprophila, 709 nucleotides. RefSeq lists its product as uncharacterized. The record is from RefSeq and is a predicted model, not a curated record. Lineage: Eukaryota; Metazoa; Arthropoda; Insecta; Diptera; Sciaridae.
UUAGAUUCGAAAAUAUUGAUCAGUUAUAUCGUAGAUUCUGAUCAGACUGGACCAGACCCGAUCCGUUAUCAAGUUUCGAGUGUUAAAAUAUUUACCGACUCUUUUUUUUUGUGCCAAAUCAAAUUCACAUUGAAAUACUAAACAAAAAACAUGAAACAUUUCCGGAAUAUGAUCCUAGCAAUUACCAUCAUCCUAUGUAUAACAGCUCCGCUAUCGGCUAAGCCUCUUAAGAUAAUCAAUAUGAAAAUUGAAACAACCCAAUUCGAUGCAGCGAAACCAAAUACUCAUCCAAAACCAGAUAGCAGCCGAUACACGCGUAGUAAUGCUGUACCGACAGAGGAAAGUAAAAUAAUGAGAAUUGUAGAUGUGCAUCAGACACCACAGAUGCUGGGAAAUGAACGUGGUGCUAGAUUACACAUUGCUAAUGGUGCAUAUCCCGUCUAUUACAGCAUAGCUCGUGCAAAUGGUCAAUUUGGAAAACACAUUCAUGCUUUAGAAGCAAAUGAAUGAAACGUUUCGAUUGUAAUUUGUAUUUGAAAGCGUAAUAGAAAAAAAAAACUGUGUAAUUUGCUCAAGCACCAUGGGAAGAUGAUAUGUUUUGAAAUCGUGUAAAGUUUUCGACGAGUUUUAACGGGUAGAAAUUUUCGCUUAAAGUGAUAUUUUAGGAAUGUAAUCUUUUUCGUAGAAUAAAUAUCGUUCUGUCGUUUUA